AUCUUUAAAAAAUUAUAUUCAAAAUGUUGCCGAAAUUUGUUAUAUUAUUGGCGCUGUUGUUAAAACUAGUAGCCGCUACUGGUUUCGGUGGUUUCGGCGGUGGCCAACAACAAGCGCAACAACAACAUGCACUGUAUGGAGGUUUGGGUGGUUUUGGAGGUUCCGCACAACAGCAGCAGCAACAACAGGCAGGGUUGGGUGGUUUUGGAGGAUUGGGUGCUCAGCAGCAGCAGCAGCAACAACAACAGGCAGCUCUAGCAAACGGUCUCGGAGGCUACGGUGCCGGAUUGGCAGCCCAACAACAACAGCAACAACAAGCAGGGUUGGGUGGUUUUGGAGGAUUGGGUGCUCAACAGCAGCAACAACAACAACAACAGGCAGCUCUGGCAAACGGUCUCGGAGGCUACGGUGCGGGACUGGCAGCUCAGCAACAACAACAGCAGCAACAACAAGCAGGGUUGGGUGGUUUUGGAGGAUUGGGUGCACAGCAGCAGCAGCAACAACAACAACAACAGGCAGCUCUGGCUAAUGGUCUCGGAGGCUACGGUGCGGGACUGGCAGCUCAGCAACAACAGCAACAACAAGCAGGGUUGGGUGGUUUUGGAGGAUUGGGCGCUCAGCAGCAGCAGCAACAACAACAGGCAGCUUCUGGCGCUUAUGGAGGUCUCGGUGGCUACGGUUUAGGACUGAGUGCCCAACAACAACAACAACAACAGCAACAACAAGCUGGGUUGGGUGGUUUCGGAGGGCUAGGAGGGCUAGGAGCUCAGCAGCAACAACAACAACAGUCAGCUAUUGGUGCUUAUGGAGGUCUCGGAGGUUAUGGUUUGAAUGCACAACAACAACAGCAGCAGCAACAACAACAAGCAGGGUUGGGUGGUUUUGGAGGACUUGGAGCUCAGCAACAGCAGCAGCAACAACAGGCAGCUAUUGGUGCUUAUGGAGGUCCCGGAGCCUAUGGUUUGAAUGCACAACAACAACAACAGCAACAACAACAAGCUGCAUUGAUGGGAUAAUAAUAAUAAUAAUAAAAAUUUUAAAACAU
Oppia nitens is the source of this 1045-nucleotide messenger RNA. Its product is annotated as spidroin-1-like. The record is from RefSeq and is a predicted model, not a curated record. NCBI's taxonomy places the organism in Eukaryota, Metazoa, Arthropoda, Arachnida, Sarcoptiformes, Oppiidae. Bases 24 to 1016 code for a protein of 330 amino acids. The transcript is spliced from 4 exons.